UCACAGCACCACGGCCGUGUAUAAAGCGAAGGCAGACGAAGGCGGAACCCUAUUGUUCCAAGACUGCAACUCGUUUACUUCGGAGGACUACGCCGCUGCUGAGUCAAUUGGACAGAAAAUGGCAGACAAGCCCAGUCUGGACGAGAUCUCCCAGUUUGAUAAGAGCAAGCUGAAGAAGACGGAGACUCACGAGAAGAACACGCUUCCCACAAAAGAGACAAUUGCACAGGAGAAACAGGGCGAGAACUCGUAGGCAGCGGCGAGAGCAGCAUCGUUUCCUUUGUUCCGCGGACUCCCGCACGAAGACCCACGGGCUCCACGGGCAGCGCACGAGGAAAAUGUUCGGCGGACGGCGCCUGACGGACGGGAACUGGUCCUGCGUGACCAAUUGUUCUCGCGUGGGAAAACCCCAGAAAUUUGUACAAAUGUUGAAAUUGACUUAAUAAAAGUGAAUAGAAGUUA
Messenger RNA from Lepisosteus oculatus (spotted gar), 462 nucleotides. The record is from RefSeq and is a predicted model, not a curated record. Lineage: Eukaryota; Metazoa; Chordata; Actinopteri; Semionotiformes; Lepisosteidae.